CAGGCGGCGAGGAAAGGGUUAAGGGCCUUUUUGACUGAAGAGCUGUGGAUGCAGUUUGCGUAAUAUCUUUAUUACUGAGAACUUCAAGGAAUGAAUGCUGAUACUUGUGUUUCUUAUUGUGAUCCGGCUGCCAUGGAUUCCUACUACAACGCAGCCUCCCAGAGCACAGAGGGCUCCUCGCCUUUUAGGGCAUUUCAAGCAAGUGACAAGUUCAGCCCUGCUUUCCUGGCCAGCAAAGGACAAGGCUUUGGUGACAGCAGCAGUAAGUGCCGGAGCCGCUAUAGCCAGCAGGAAUGCCAGUCCCUGGAUGGCAGCGGGCAGGCUCCCAGCUCUGCUGGGGCACAAGGCUCCUUUAACAAAUACCAGCAGCAGCAGCAGCAGCAGCAUCUCUACAUGCCGCGAGGCCCCUGCAAAACUCCCCCGGAGAGCAACCUCAAGCUGCAGGAGACCAGCAACCACAACGGAGCCCUGCAGGUCUCCUGCUACGGGAAAGAGAGCUCCUUGGGAGAGGCUGAGUUACAGUCAAGCUCUGACCCUGCGGGAAUGGACGGCAGCUACCUCAGUGUGAAGGAGGCCGGGGUGAAGGUGCCCCAGGACAGGGCCAGCACUGACCUCCCCAGCCCCAUGGACAAGGCCGACUCAGAGAGCAACAAGGGCAAGAAGCGGCGGAACCGCACCACCUUCACCAGCUACCAGCUGGAGGAGCUGGAGAAAGUCUUCCAGAAGACCCACUACCCAGAUGUCUAUGCCAGGGAGCAGCUAGCCAUGAGGACUGAUCUCACUGAGGCCCGAGUACAGGUUUGGUUUCAGAACCGACGGGCAAAAUGGAGGAAGCGAGAACGGUUUGGUCAGAUGCAGCAGGUUCGCACCCACUUCUCGACAGCCUAUGAGCUGCCCCUCCUAACCCGAGCAGAGAACUACGCACAGAUCCAGAACCCAUCCUGGAUUGGCAACAAUGGUGCCGCCUCCCCCGUCCCCGCGUGCGUGGUUCCCUGUGACACGGUGCCCUCCUGCAUGUCCCCCCAUGCUCACCCCCAUGCAGCUGGCGGCGUCUCCGAGUUCCUGAGUGUCUCUGGCCCCGGCAGCCACGUGGGACAGACUCACAUGGGCAGCCUCUUCGGCACCGCUGGGAUCAGCCCGGGCAUCAACGGCUAUGAGCUGAGCGGCGAGCCUGACCGCAAAACCUCCAGCAUCGCGGCCCUGAGGAUGAAGGCAAAGGAGCACAGUGCUGCCAUCUCCUGGGCGACAUGACAGGGCUGCAGCCAAUGCCCUCAAGACACUGACAGAACAAACGGGGACAACCAAAAAAACCCACCAGCCGCUUGGACUCAAGACAGCCAUUGCCUCCUUGGGGAGCCAAAUGCAGCACUUUUAGCUAUCCUAGGUACGGCGAACACGUACUUUACCAUAAGUGGCGUGUUUCAAACGUACACACAGGGAGCUCCCAGCUUCCUGUGCUCAAGCAGGAUAAGACGAAGUGGGGGAGUCGCUCCUAUCCCAGCUAGACUUGGGUUUUCUUCUAACAGGUGGUGUUUCCCUUUCACUGUCAUGCUUGUGUUUCCCAAUAACCAGGGCAUUUUUCUCCCCGUGCUUUUUCUGACACCAGCUCAGACUUUCCAAUCAGCCACCCAUCAAUUUCAGUUGGUUUCCCCCUCCCUCCAUCCAUGUAUUGAAGUGUCAUUUCUAAUCCAUUUUAUUCUGUCCCCUAUAGGCAACAGGUGCGGGGGUGAUGCCUGGCACCAGCAAGGAGGCACCUCCUGGUGUGGGCGCAGGGCCAUCACUCUUGGCCUCUUAACAGGAGUCACAACUAGCGAUUUGAGUUUGCAAUAGAACUGGGGGGAGAAUCUUGGCCCAAAAGAAAGAGAAAUUACCCCCAUUGACUCCUGCCCCGGUUCCUCUCAGUGUUGCACAAGCUUAGCCGAAGCAAAGACUUGCAGAGACGCCACGGGAGCCUGGGGAAAGGGAUGGUAUGUCUUUUCCUACAGCACACCUCAGGGCUAGAGCUGAGUACCACCACUGCUGGAAAAGCUUCAAGUUACAGGCUAAGCCUAUCAGCCACACCCUACUUCACUCACCUCCAUUCAGGCUCAUUAAGGGAGAUAGGCGCUCCCCAGUGCCCCUUCCCUGCCUCUUAGGUGCUCAGAGGGGAUUAGCACCCAAUAAGCUGAGGUUCCUUUGCCCCGUCUAGGAAAAAGCUGGUGUGUGUUGGUUUGUUAGCACAGGUCCACAGCAGGGAGGGCAUGGCAGGCCUUUAAUCUUCCAUCUUUUUAAAGAGGUGUUUAUCGGGUCAGCAGUUACUGGCAUCUACCUACAGCUAGCAACUGUAUAAGUGCAGCUGCUAUGUGGGCCCUACCUAGCAUGAGUCUGUUGGUCUUCAUAGCAGACACAAGAUUCCCUUGAAUCACAGCUCAAGCGCUAGCAUGCGCCCCCUGCUUGCAGGCUUUCAUGUGUUGUGGAAUCCUCCACGCACACGCAGCCACUGUACUGGAGUCAGUAUGUACGGAAUGAUCCCGUGUCAUUUCACCACCAUCCUCCUACUGAACAGCAUGCAGGAGGGGGUCAGUGGCCUCCAGUCUGCAUCCUCUGAAAUGCUGGUCAGCAGGGUGCAGACAGGUAGAACCUCCCUGGGCUCGCUGUUUCCUUUGAGUCAAUGGUACUUCUUGAUUUCUCACUGUAGUUCCUAUUUGUUUCCUGGUACCCGGGGCUGCAUUAACUAUUCAAAGUUAAACUGUAAACCUUUGGGUGAGUUUUCCUGUGAGGCCAAGUUCUUCCCAACCUUUCCAUUGAGUCUGUGGUGCCAGGGAUAGUCUCAGAAGCACCCAUUGCACCAUUGCUUAAAGCCAUGGAUACUUGAAGCAGCACUAGAAACAGCACAGGGUAAUUGUGUCGGCAUAUGUAACACAUGCACAUGACUCAAGUGAUGAUGUUAAACAGCAUUGACUAGGGGCAGCUGGCUUUGGCACCUUGGCUUACGAGAAAGAGAAGCUGCAUGAUAGCUUCACCUCUCUCUUAUCACAAGAGCUAGGGUGGACCUGGCUAUCCCAUGUGACGUGGAGGCUCAUUUCAUCCCACGUGUAAAUCCAGUAACUUCCAGAGCAUUCAAUCAGGGUGAACUUGGCCUAACAUGUUAGGGACAAUAGGGAGUGCUAUUGUAGCCAUGUCAGUCCCAGGCUAUUGGAGAGACAACGUGGGUGAGGUUCUUUCAUUGGACCAACGUCUGUUAGGGAGAGAGACUUGUCUUUCUCCCUAACAGAAGUUGGUUCAAUGAAAGACAUUCCCACAACUCCUUGUCUCUGGGUGCUAGGAAGUCAGUUCAUUUGCGAGUAUUAAGGGUUCUUUUCAGAGUCUCGUUUCACAAUGGUUUGGAAUGUCUCCAAAGAAACUACUUCCAAAAUUCAGGUUUCUGGCUAUGUGUAUAUAUUAUUAUUAUUUAUGUACUGCCUAGCACACUGCUGUGCCCUAUAUAAAUAAUACAGCUAUAUUAGAUCUAACAUUCAUAUGUAUUUAUUAGACUAAGUGAAACUAAUACUUCUGUCUCUUUUUUCCUCAAAAGUCUUUGGGGUCAGUAGAAUUCUAAGCGAAUCUUUCCCCCACACUCAGCAAUUGGGACAUGCACAUAUCCAGAAGUCCAUGUGAGUCUAUGUCAGCCAAGGAUGAGCAGGAGUUGUGCCGCAGGGUAGAAGAUUAGCUUAAUGAUCAGCCAGCAGUUCUCAAACUUCAUUGCAAUCCCCUUCUAACAACAAAAAUUACUCCACAACCCCAGGAGAAGGGACUGAAGCUGGAGCCUGCCUGAGCCUGGCUGCCGCUGGGGGUGGGGCAAAGCCUAAGGGCUUCAGCCCUGGGUUGGGGGGGGCGCUGUAACCUGUGCCCCGCUGCCCAGGGCUGAAGCAGUAGGGCUUGGGCCCCAGAUGUUGGGGCUCAGGCUUUGGCUUCAGACCCAGCCCUGGGCCCCAGCAUGUCUAAUGCAGCCCUGGUGACCCCAUGAAACCGAGUUAUGACCCACUUUGGGGUCUCACCCCACAGUUUGAGAACCGCUGGAUUAGGCAUAUGGUCCCUGAGUGGGUUUUUAAGUUGCUGCAACAAGGCUGCCUGCCACAUUGGCCAGAGUCACGGGGGGGAACUUAGGCCCUUGAAAGUUUCUCCAGUUUUCGUGUAUGUUUUAGAGCGACACUGUCAAAGUUUAAAAAAAAAACCACAUUUUAACUCCUUCUUCCACAAAAAAAAAUGCAACCUCCACCCGCCUAGUGUUAGUAAAAGCUCCUUUCCCUAAUAAAAACUGAAGGAUUUUUUAACCUCUAAGGUCCAGAGCAUGGAAUAGAAUCCAAGUAGUGGCCCCAGGGGCUUGUGCAGAGCCCCAGGCUCCAGUUGAAGGACUGAAGGACUGUCUUUUCUCCACUGUUGCAGCUCAUUUCGUUUUCGCCCUUCACUCUGCAUCAACACCAUUGCUGGUCUGGUCACUUUCACCCUCACCCUGCCCUAGCGCAAAGCUCCUGGGUUUGGCUGUCCAAUGCUGCAGGAGAAAAGAGCCAGCUUGCCUUGAUUGUUGUUUUCACUUCCUCAGCCCAUUGCUACCUGGUUUUACAAAAAAUCUUUUAAAAUGUUAUUUAAGCAGAAAUCUAACAGCCAAGCCCCCAGUGUGAUGCUGGGCAGAUCUAGCGCCCACUCCAAACCGCCUCAGCAAGACUGAGCAGCCCUUUGUGAGUUGAAAAGUACUUCUGCCAGCCUCUGCCCUGUAGAGAAGAAAAGAGACAGGAUCCAGGUGGGAUGACCAUAAAGAGGAUCCCUUACUGAGUCUGUUGGACAAAGACAGACUCCUUGGUUCACUCUGGCUCCCAGCGACUUAAUGUCACCACUAUGCUUUUUAAAUCCAGGCGGCCUGAACUAAGCAGCUGUCGGAGGGACUGUUGACUACACUAUCCUCCCCAUACCAGCUGGGGCUCAGCCUUGGAAAGGGAGCAGUGUUCUCCUACAUGCCCCGAUCUCACACAGUUUGCUAAAGAGAUGCUAGAUUUUGGGGGGACAACAAACCUAUCCUGUAAAUUUCAGCUGGAAUUUGAUGUUUGUGUGUGGUGUGUGUGUGGUGUGUGUGUGGGGGGGAAAUGGGGGUGAAGGGAACUCAGUACAGUUCUCCUCCCCCAUUAGCCCAACAUGUGCCUUUUCCCUCAUCCCCACCACUGAAAUGGACUUACAUCUGUCACUGAAAACGAGGUGGCCGUGGGCUACGUAGGGACAGUUCCCAGAAAGUCUCUGCCUUAGCCGAGGAUUGUUGCACUCCGCAGCCUUCAGCAGUAAAACGUGCUCCUUCACUUACACAUCAGGCACAAGCCUCCUCUCACAGGGGAACUACAAACAGCCCCAGCUGGAGGCAGCGCCCGUGCACUACACACAAGGAGAGCUGCUCUUAGCUACCUUUUUAGUGAGAGACAAAUCUUGCCGGGG
Molecule: messenger RNA, 5439 nt
Organism: Mauremys reevesii (Reeves's turtle)
Lineage: Eukaryota; Metazoa; Chordata; Testudines; Geoemydidae
Gene: ALX4
Product: ALX homeobox 4
Exons: 5
Coding region: 91-1251 (386 amino acids)
Biological process (GO): regulation of transcription by RNA polymerase II
Molecular function (GO): RNA polymerase II transcription regulatory region sequence-specific DNA binding; DNA-binding transcription activator activity, RNA polymerase II-specific
Source: RefSeq, a predicted model, not a curated record